AUGUUCUACUUCCACUGCCCCCCGCAGCUAGAGGGCGCUGCCCCCUUUGGAGGUCACUCCGCCGGCGACUUCGAUGACGGGUUCCUGCGGAGGAAGCAGCGCCGCAACCGCACCACCUUCACCUUGCAGCAGCUCGAGGCCCUGGAAGCUGUUUUUGCUCAAACCCACUACCCAGAUGUGUUCACUCGUGAAGAGCUGGCUCUGAAAAUCAACCUCACAGAGGCCAGGGUGCAGGUGUGGUUCCAAAAUCGGAGGGCUAAAUGGAGAAAAACAGAGAGGGGUGCUUCAGACCAAGAGGGCUCUAAGGAAACCAUGGCUGAGGUGGCACCUCCUGCAAGGAAUUUAAAUUCCCCUUCUCCAGCAGAUCAAACCAGGAAUAAAAAAGAGGGUCUGGAGAUCCAGCAAAGCCUGAGUCGAGCAGUGGGUCCUACAGGACCUUUCUUCCCUUCCUGCCUGCCAGGGACUCUUCUCAACACAGCCACCUAUGCACAAGCUUUAUCCCACGUCGCCUCUCUAAAAGGGAGCCCUCUGUGCUCGUGCUGCGUUCCCGACGCCGUGGGCCUGUCCUUCCUGCCGCCCUACGGCUGCCAGAGCACGCGCACGGCCAGCGUGGCCGCGCUGCGCAUGAAGGCGCGCGAGCACUCGGAGGCCGUGCUGCAGUCCGCCAACCUGCUGCCCGCCGCCGGCAGCCCCCCGCCCAACAAGGAGCAGCCGUCUUCUCCAGCCCAGGAGCACGUGGAAGGGGAGAAGAGUGUAUGAGCCCGGGCAGAGCGGGGACCCAGAACUGCGGCACGGCCCUGAGCCUGGGCGGAGCGGGGACCCAGAACUGCAGCACGGCCCGGGCAGAGAGGGGACCCAGAACUGCAGCACAGCCCUCAUGUGUGCCCGUAUGGGCCUGGGCAGAGCGGGGACCCAGAACUGUGGUGUGACCCUCACGGGUGCCUGUAUGAGCCCGGGCAGAGCAGGGACCCAGAACUGCAGCGUGGCCCUCACGGGUGUCUGUAUGAGCCCGGGCAGAGCAGGGACCCAGAGCUGCGGUGUGGCCCUCAGGGGUGCCCGUAUGGGCCCGGGCGGAGCAGGGACCCAGAACUGCAGCGCGGCCCUGAGCCCGGGCAGAGCGGGGACCCAGAACUGCGGCACGGCCCUCAGGGGUGCCAGGGACCCGCGCGGCUCAGCGGCCUCUUGGCUCCUUCCUGCACCCUCGCUUUUCUUGUGUCGCUGUCGGUUCGUUGCCCUGAUUUAUCAGCGCUAUGUGUUUGGAAACGUUGGUGAAACUGUUUUUAUCCCCUCCCUGCCUCAUACAUCCCAGAGACACCUUUCAAGGCCCAGGAUCCUGGCUCGCUCCUGUGCAUCUCCACUUCCCAUCCUGCGUGAAAUGGAUGGCUGGAAGCAGCAUGUCGCCUCCAGACGUGAGUUCUGGGGCAAGAGAUCCACCCAGGCACCAGUUGCUCCAACACUCACAACGGAGGGGAAGGUAUAUCCCAAUUCGGCCUGCUGUUUCCUGAAGGCAUUUGACUUCGACCAAACCUAUCCCAGGCAAUCCAGGUGUAAGAGAAGCAGAAAAUAGAACAAAACUUUUCAUAACUUUUUUCUUUUUUUUCCCCUUUUCUCUGGAAGUGAAGCUUCCCAUGGAGUAGAUUACUGGGAAACUGCUGAGAUAAAUUUACUUGUGACUAAAAUCCUCGCACUAGCUUCUGUGUGAACAUUACUCUUGCCAUUCCCUGGGUUAGACAUGAAAGACACAUGACUUCAGAGUGGCAUUCAGUAAUGCUGGUAUUGAAUGGAGAGUGAAUUGUCUCUAGAUUUGCACAAAGCUGGGGGUAUUUUGACAUCACUAUCUUGGAAAAAGAGACUGGAAGACAAAAAUAAUCUUUCAUUGCAAGACUGCAAAUAUGUUUUUCCAUGUUUUAUGUUUAAUAAAGAGGAAAUAA
This is a messenger RNA of Oenanthe melanoleuca, 1931 nucleotides long. RefSeq names its product dorsal root ganglia homeobox (gene DRGX). The coding region runs from base 1 to 759 and encodes 252 amino acids. Gene Ontology annotation, biological process: regulation of transcription by RNA polymerase II. The transcript is spliced from 6 exons. Lineage: Eukaryota; Metazoa; Chordata; Aves; Passeriformes; Muscicapidae. The record is from RefSeq and is a predicted model, not a curated record. Gene Ontology annotation, molecular function: RNA polymerase II transcription regulatory region sequence-specific DNA binding; DNA-binding transcription factor activity, RNA polymerase II-specific.